Aspergillus homomorphus CBS 101889 is the source of this 1293-nucleotide messenger RNA. RefSeq lists its product as uncharacterized. The transcript has 2 exons. Lineage: Eukaryota; Fungi; Ascomycota; Eurotiomycetes; Eurotiales; Aspergillaceae. Bases 219 to 944 code for a protein of 241 amino acids. The record is from RefSeq and is a predicted model, not a curated record.
CUUGACAACGGGAAGCUUGCAAUCCCAAAGGUGGCCUGAUGCGAAGAGGGGAGAUGGUUGGAGAAGAUACGGCGUAGUUAUACCUAAGAUCGCAGGCACCAGAAAGUGAUCGAGACUGAAGGCGGCCUGAGAGAUCAGGCGACCGGUGUCCUAAUUGGGUAAGAAGCGGGUGAUGAUGUCAUGGCGCCGUUUCACUUUCCCCCUUGGGAUUUUCCGGCAUGUUCGAGACCAUCGCAUGGAACAUGCCGAAGAACUCAACAACAUCAAUUCUCCAAGAGUACGCUUUACUCAUUUACAUUCGAGAGAGUGUGUGUCAUUAUCUGGCACCUGUCGCCCUGAACUCCCUCCAUAAAUCAAUCCAUCACACUACAUCCUCAGAAACACACGCAGUUCCUGCGAAUGGUGGCUGGUCUGUCCUCUGCCCGGGAGAGAUGCCUCCAGUCGGGCUGCACUCCGAAGAUCUUCCGAUCAGCACUCCCCGUUUGAUGAAUGGAACGUUUGUCCAGCAUGGGGUGAAUUCCUUGUCGAAUGCACCAGAGACUGCUACUCUAUUCAGCUCCAAGCUGGGUUCGUUGCCAACCAGGACCGGAAUUGUCUGGGCCGACGAUGUCACCAGUGGAGCCAACCUUUCUCCCCGUCGUCCGCUGAGACUGACUAACUGGCCGAUCCUCACAAACCGGUCCAAUGUGCUUGCGUGCGCAACGGAUGGACUUCCGCCAACCAUCCCGAGCUCACUGCUCGGCAUGCCAAACCACGCCGGCGUGGACUUGCCUUGCUUCUCAGAACCCGCCAAUCAACUCUGGACUUGUCGGCUUCUCUCGCCAUUAGACUAUUUGUACUUUGUUCGGAGUAAACGGAUGGUCUUUGUUGCCGUAGAUCAUUUACCCGACAAGCAUAUUCAGGCACUGGACCCCGACCGCUACAACUACCCUUACCCACCAUAGACUCUCAAGUUGACUGGCUGGUAAGAAGCCCGAUCUUGAGCUGCCAUGCAAUAAUGAGGAUCUCACUACCAUGAUUGCUGCUCCCUGGCCACCCUUCGACACUGGGGCGUUGCAGUCAUUCCAGCGUCUUCACUGCAUGAGUACGACUACCAGACAGGGGUAUACCCGUGAGCAGGUGCUCUUGAUUAUACCACAAUCCAGUGUGCCAAUUUGUUGUCUGGAAGAGUGUUUGGAAGAGGGUAUUUGGGGUGUGGCGCCGAUGGAUCUUAUCGUUCUGGACGAAGAUCGUUUAUUGGCCGUCACCCGUCGAAUUUUCUGACGUCUUGAUUGUGACGCAAUAUUGACUAAA